Molecule: messenger RNA, 579 nt
Organism: Mesorhabditis spiculigera
Lineage: Eukaryota; Metazoa; Nematoda; Chromadorea; Rhabditida; Rhabditidae
Source: the annotation of a GenBank genome assembly
AUGGAAGCGCUGAAGGAUGAAAUUCGUGAAAAACUGGAGAAAAUCGAACCCGAGCUUGAGGGAAACAGACUCGAUGGGGAGGUGAAGCUGAUUUUGGACCUCGUUGCGACGAUCAAUACGACGACGGUAGAAGAAAAUGGCGUGAUAAUCGAUAUCGCGGAAGAGUUCUUCAAUGUGAAAACAACGGCAAAAAGCUACGACGCAAUAAUCCUAAACUACCCGCCGCAAAUACCCGCCGACGGGCAUUUAUUGUCUCAAAAAUCACUCCAGAUAUUCGAGAAGAUUCUACCGGAAGAUGGAUUUCUCUUCUUCCCCGAGCUGAAUAAGCCUCAAGCCCAAAACCUGGCUGCAGUAGAGAUUCGCCACCUCCUUGAAGUGUUCCAGCUUUCCCGUGAGCCAACGAGCACGGAGAGGGCCCUCAUUCACGCUGGGGUGUCAUCGCUCCAAUCCGCCAGCAAAGCCGGAUCCCUCGAACCAAAAUUCCUUGAAGCAAUUUUUACAAAAAUCCCGGAUAAAUUUCUGAACUUGUCUGGCCAUCCGGAUAUUGAAACAGCAACUUUCCGCAGCGAUCCGGAUUUC